Rubroshorea leprosula is the source of this 683-nucleotide messenger RNA. The record is from the annotation of a GenBank genome assembly. Lineage: Eukaryota; Viridiplantae; Streptophyta; Magnoliopsida; Malvales; Dipterocarpaceae.
GUUUUGAUUUGAUGAUUGAAGUAUACAUGUUUCGAGCAUUUCUUGUCUGGUGAGUUACACACUCAACUUGAACGCAAUGAACCAAUCCCCCAACCCAUGGCAUGUAUCCUUUUCCUACGCCAGGGCUCCCCAGAACACUUGCUUGAAGUCCUGGGGAGGCAGAACCGAGAAUGUUAAAGCAGUUUCAGGAGGCACGCUGCUUAUCCGUGCCAAGGCCAACUCCUUCGCUCAGGUUGGGAAAUACAAUGGAGAGGGAAAGUUAGAGGAGGCCAAGAAAGGAGUGUUUGUCAAGGGCUACGUCUACUAAGCUGUUGAAUGGAAGCUAUAUAGAUUAUGAGAUGAUGCAGAAAAUGGAGAGACUGAAGGCUAAUUAACUGUCUCAAUGUGUUUAUGGUCACAUGUACUUUUAGCCACUUAAUAAUCUUCUUCCCAGAUGAGAUUGGUUAGUGUGUACCUACAUAUGUAUAUGGAAAUGCUUGAACUUUCCGAACUCUGAACAAGCAAUCUUUCAUUGUGCAGGAAUGUUGAAUAGUUCCAUUAUGCCAUGCAGUCGUUUGUUUUGGAUUGUGCAUAUGCAUUUUAAUGCUUAUGAAGAUAAGGGUUUAGAAAUUUGAACCAUGCUCCACAUGUUGGUCCAUUUAAACCCCAGAAAAUGACUUUUCAAAUACAAUCUUCUAAUCCUA